Messenger RNA from Symbiodinium natans, 4518 nucleotides. NCBI's taxonomy places the organism in Eukaryota, Dinophyceae, Suessiales, Symbiodiniaceae. The record is from the annotation of a GenBank genome assembly.
AUGCAGCAGCCAGGACAGCAGGCGACCGAGCUGGCCAUGCAGAGCUCCGUGAGCGCCGUGGUGGCUCGCAUCCGCGCUCGCAGCUGUGGCACGCCGAUGCCCUUCACCUCGCAGGUGCCUGUCCAGAACUCGGAGUCCGGCCGAGGAUACACGCUUGGCCGCGAGUAUCCAUGCAUGGGCAACGGCUCCAUGCUGAGCAGCAUUCUGGCUCCAGUUGGCGUCAGCUUAACUUUCUGCGUGAUUGUGGGCAAGUCCCUCCACAUGUUCGGCAAGUGUUCAAGCUUGCUAUGCGGUGCUUGCAGCAUCGACCGUGCGUCUCGACCUCGACACUUCGAGACAGGACAGCAGGCGACCGAGCUGGCCGUGCAGAGCUCCGUGAGCGCCGUGGUGGCUCGCAUCCGCGCUCGCAGCUGUGGCACGCCGAUGCCCUUCACCUCGCAGGUGCCUGUCCAGAACUCGGAGUCCGGCCGAGGAUACACGCUUGGCCGCGAGUAUCCAUGCAUGGGCAACGGGUCCAUGCUGAGCAGCAUUCUGGCUCCAGUUGGCGUCAGCCUAACUUUCUGCGUGAUUGUGGGCAAGUCCCUCCACAUGUUCGGCAAGUGUUCAAACUUGCUAUGCGGUGCUUGCAGCAUCGACCGUGCGUCUCGACCUCGACACUUCGAGACAGGACAGCAGGCGACGGAGCUGGCCGUGCAGAGCUCUGUGAGCGCUGCGGUGGCUCGCAUCCGCGCUCGCAGCUGUGGCACGCCGAUGCCCUUCACCUCGCAGGUGCCCGUCCAGAACUCGGAGUCCGGCCGAGGUUUCUGGGGACCGGCGCGACCGGACCCUGACAAUGGCGAGCUAACGCCGGAGAUCCUGGCUACACGGGGCAUUCGCACCUGGGGCCAAGGCCAGUCGACCCGACGGAUGAUGAAGAUGAUGGAGGAGAUGGUGGAGGUCAGCUGGUCUGACUCUGCGGCUCUUUGGACAGCAUGGAAUGUGCGUUGGCCUACCAACCAGCGCCCUGACAACAAGGGACGCCGAGGCUGGUUCGUGAACCUGUGCACAAACUUGGACCUGGGCCCGUGGAACUUCGAUUCUUUCUGGUCUGAGACGCCAUAUGUGGUGGCGGGAGCGCACGCCGAAGGGCGCAGUCUCCGCACGGUGCUGUCGGCGAAUGCGAUGGAUCCCUUCCGUGGGGUCGGUGGGGGUGACAGGUGUGCUGCGCUGGAGCCGGCGCUUGCAGGCGAUCGCUAUGUCUGGCAAUCUCCUUGCCGGAGUAAGAUGUAUCGGGGCAUCAUGAAUGGCUGUAGGAAGGAGAGCCGCAACUCCAAGGAUGCCCGGCGCUAUACAGAGUUUCAGAACCAGCUCCAUAGAAGUUUGGCUUUGGAUCAGAAGCUUGCCGAUUACCGUCUUGCCACCAUCCAGGAGACGGGGCAAUCGGAGGCUGAGUCGGGCCUGGCAUUUUGGGCCUCCCUCAACACGGAAGAUCCCGCAACGUCCAGCUGCCCUUCUGCAGUGAGCAUGAAGGGCCUUGUUUCGAUGGCUGGCUACGGCUUCGUGGGGGCUCUGAUCCUAGGCCGUAAGACCGAUAAGACCAGUGGCGCUAAUCUGAAGACACGGUGGUAUCUCGCUGCACGUGUGAAGCACGCGGGAACCACGUUUGCAAAGGUAGAGCAGGGUGCCACCUGUGAUGGUCUGUUGGUGCAGCUGGCUCCGAGGAUCUUGCAGUGUUCACGACAGCUGCCUUCACCUUAUAGCAUCUGCGUGCAUCAUGAGAUUGAGCUUGCACUGCAGCCGCUGGAGGAUCGCAUCGUGUGCGCGGGCUCAAUUGGCGGCGACAGUGGACGUAGCCGCUGCAGAGGACAGCAGGCGACCGAGCUGGCCAUGCAGAGCUCUGUGAGCGCUGUGGUGGCUCGCAUCCGCGCUCGCAGCUGUGGCACGCCGAUGCCCUUCACCUCGCAGGUGCCCGUCCAGAACUCGGAGUCCGGCCGAGGAUACACGCUUGGCCGCGAGUAUCCAUGCAUGGGCAACGGGUCCAUGCUGAGCAGCAUUCUGGCUCCAGUUGGCGUCAGCCUAACUUUCUGCGUGAUUGUGGGCAAGUCCCUCCACAUGUUCGGCAAGUGUUCAAACUUGCUGUGCGGUGCUGCAGCAUCGACCGUGCGUCUCGACCUCGACACUUCGAGACAGGAUGAGCCGCUCCUUCACCCAGACGAGAUGUCCGUCAGCUUCCGCGAAGCGGAGCGCGAGGUGGAGGACGACGAAGGUGAGGAAGCAACCGGACCAAGCGAGAUGGAGGGAGAUCCUGUCUUCGAGACAACCCACGACGGCAAGAACUCGCCGCAGCUCUCGCUGUUUCUGGAAGGCUUGUCCCUGGAAGAUCAGCAGGACUUCGAAAUCCAGAAGGCGGAAGGCCUGCGCGAGGCGCAGGAGAUGGCCGCGCGAUCGCGCGAGGCGGCCGUGAGGAUGGUCGAAGAUGCGAUCUAUGCCGAAGCCGGCGAGGAUGGAGUUCUCGUGGUCGGGAACUUUGCAGAGCGGAACCCAUGCGAAAAUGUGGGCUACUUGCACCAAACCUUUGUCCACGUUGACCACAAUGCCGCCACCUUUGUAUGCCGUCCGUGUCAUGCAGAUUGCGAUGGCACCUGCUAUGGCCCCGACCUCCACGACUGUGAAGAAAUCGCGAAGAAGCGAAAGCGGGUCAAGAACCGAGUUCCUGUCACUCUGUUCCAGGACUCCAGUCUCAAGCACUUCCGGCAGAGCUUCGAGGAGUCGUUUCAGAUGCUGAGAAACGCCGGCCUCAGCGUGAACGACACCAACUACACCGACGACACCAUCCCAGAUGAGAUGGUCGAGUGCAUGGAGACGGGCGAGUGCAGCAUGGAGAGCACCAACAUCACAGAGGCCGAUGGGGACCUGGAGUUCGAGAACAGCUCCGCCGAGCUCUUCGCCAUGACCCCCGACCCCGAGGCGGCCACUGUGGACGUGCGCACCUUGCACUCGGGUGUGCAGAAUGCCAUCGACGCGGAGCUGUCGAGGCGUGGCUUGAUCCCAGUUCGAGAAGACAUCGAUGAGAACCACUCUUACGAGGUCCCCAUGACCGACUCUGAAAAGGAGGAUGGCCCGAUCAGAGGAGAGCCUGCAGACCAGCUCGCCGGAAGCUUGCUGCAGAUGAUGGCAAACGCAACGGAAGAAGACGUGGAUGUGAAUAUCAUCGAGACUCAAGAAGAGAGCUGCGCGCAGCUGAACCGCUCUAAUCGUUCUGGCGGAGUUACUCUGCUGCAGUUCAACGCAUUCAUGAGGGGCGAGUACAAGGAUGUGAGCAGGCUGGAGCGCAAGAAGAGAAUCAAGGCGUAUGCGAAGAGCAUCGUCGUGAGCUUGCUGGGCGUUGACAACCCCUGCGCUACUGCCAUAGACCAACUCAUGGGAGCGAUGAUGCAGAUCUACGACUGCUACGAAACAGCCACCGCUUUCCGGGCUCCGCUUUGUGACCUUAAGGCCAAAUACGUAGACAUCAGGGACAGCUUGUGGACCAUCAUCAUUGUGGCCCGCUCGGUCAAGACGUUUGCGAGCCCCUUCAGGUAUCUCCCCUUUGUCAACGGCUUUGCGCACAAGGCGUACAAGAUCAUGGAUCUCUUGGAAAAAAAGGUGACCCCGAUGCACAAGAAGGUGAGGGACCUCAAGAAGUCUCCGCAUGGGCAGCAGCAUGAGAGCUCGAGCUGUUGCAUGCCCAGCUUCUUGUUGGAUGAUGGGGCGAGAGCUGCAUGCAAGGUCUGGCCCCACAAGGGCUACAGAUGCGGCUCUUGCGAAGGUGGUGCUGUCUGCGGGGUCGUCAAGAUGUGCAACACCUUCUUCUCAAUGGAGACGGCCAUCGACGACUUCUUUGUGAAGUGGAUCUUGCCCUUCAUGGGCGCCGCGUUCCUUCUGGUGCGCGAGGGCAAUGGGCCACUGGCUUCUUGCGGCAUCCAUUCAUGCGUGCCCUUGAAGAAGGUCUCCGACGAAGUCUACAACGCAAUCCAGAGCUCCUUCCUCAGCAAGUGCCCUCCGAAGGCGCCGAGCAUCAAUUUCCCCAACAUGGGGAUCAUGAACAAGGCCAAGCAAACCUUGGAGAAGGUCAAGUCAUUCUUCAGUUUUCUCAGGGGAGUCCUUGCGAGACGGCAUUGCGUCCGCCUCCCGUGGACGAGCUGUGAGUGGCGGUACUACACGAAGCGCGUCUGCUUCCGCUGCCCAGGCUGGGGACGCCGUCGUCGUUGGUCUGGCUUUCGCUGGCGGAGCUGCUGCAUGCACAUCAGGGUGAGGUACCCUCACUGCUGGUAUUAUUGGAGGUCCUUUUGCUUCAGCUUCCAGCAGAUCUUGAAGGGAAUCAGUGGAUGGCUGAGAAAAUCUUUCGGCCCUGCUCUGAGCACCGUGAAGGCUGCUAUCAAUGUCCUUCUGUAUCCGGUGAAGUGGAUCAUGGAGGGCAUGGUCGACCAGAUCAUGCGGCCGUUGAAUUCUCUCAACAUCGAGCUUCCCUUCAGCUUCGCAGAUAUGCUCCUUGAUUGA